AUGCGUCAUUUCGACCCAACAUCUAAAAACGAUGAGGAAGCCGACCUCGGACUUGCAGGCGAAAAUCUUCGAAUGUCUGCUAUUGCCAAGGUUCCUGCACUCAAUAUUGUGAUACAGAUCGUUGGAAGUCGAGGCGACAUCCAGCCCUUCAUAGCUUUGGGCACCGAGCUUAAGCGCUACGGUCAUAGGAUACGCAUUGCGACGCACGAUGUCUUCAAGCAUUUUGUACACGAGUCAGAUCUCGAGUUCUUCCCUAUCGGUGCUGAUCCGUCAGAACUUAUGGCAUACAUGGUGAAGAACCCUGGUAUCAUCCCUAAGUUUUCAACGAUCAAGGCCGGAGACAUCGGCAAAAAACGCGCCAUGAUUGCUGAUAUACUAGAGGGCUGUUGGAGAUCAUGCCUCGAACCUGAUCUAGAUACUGGUGUGCCGUUCAUCGCAGAAGCCAUUAUCGCAAACCCGCCAAGUUUUGCACAUGUGCAUUGUGCAGAGGCACUAGGGAUUCCACUACACAUGAUGUUCACGAUGCCUUGGAGCCCAACAAAAGCCUUUCCACAUCCCCUGGCGAAUAUCAAACGGUCGAAUCUCGAUCCGAGUACGGCCAACUAUCUCACCUAUGGAAUGAUUGAGAUGAUGACUUGGCAAGGACUGGGAGAUAUCAUCAAUGACUGGCGAGAGAAUACACUCUCACUGGAACCAAUCGGCGCUAUCGAUGCGGCAGGUGUUAUGGAAUCGCUUCAAGUACCUUACACAUAUUGCUGGUCGCCAAGUCUCGUACCCAAACCGAAUGAUUGGCCAUCACACAUUGACGUUUGCGGGUUCUUUUUCCGGGAAGAGCCUCAAUAUUCGCCUCCAAAGCAUAUAGAUGAAUUCCUUCGAGCUGGUCCUCCACCGCUGUACAUUGGUUUCGGCAGUAUCGUGAUGGAAGACCCAGCUUCCGUUACAGAAAUCAUCUUGUCUACACUACGGAAGUGUGGUGUUAGAGCUAUUAUUUCACGGGGAUGGAGCAACCUUGGUGAGGGGAGGGAGGACGAGAAUGCGCUAUUCAUUGGGGACUGUCCUCAUGAAUGGUUGUUCAAGCGCGUCUCUGGAGUUGUGCAUCACGGCGGUGCAGGAACAACAGCCUGUGGACUUUUGAAUGCGCGUCCGACUUCCAUCAUCCCAUUUUUCGGAGAUCAGCCGUUUUGGGGAGAGAUGGUAGCUGCUGCAGGCGCUGGGCCUCGCCCAGUUCACCACACAUCUCUCACCGAGGAAAACUUCACAGUCAUUAUUAAGACUUUGCUCGAUCCGAAUACAAAGCGCUCAGCCAAGGCUAUCGCAGCAAAGAUGCAAUGCGAGCAAGGUGUGAGGCGUGCUGUAGAAUCAUUUCACAGUAAUCUUCCCCGAACAAAUCUUGCAUGCAGCCUGUUGCCUACCGAAAGCGGGGUAUGGAUGUACGAUGCAAAGGCACUCAAGAAACAAAAGAAGAAGGCUAUUGAGGGCCUUAGACUAUCCCCUAAAGCAGUCACGGUCUUGAGUAAGCACAAACUACUGGACUUGACCAACCUCAACUUGCAACACUCCAACCCUUUCCAUCUUGAAACGGAACGUUGGGAUCCCCUGACAGCAACCUCCUCCUCCGUCCUUGCUAGCGUCGUCGACUUCAGCCACGGCUUUGGCUCCCUCGCCUCGGCUCCUGUCAAAGCGUACAAACACUACCAUCCUGCCAAGGCCUCGUUUUCUCCUGAUGUACCCUCCACCGCCAAAACGGCCUCUGCUGGUUCUGGCGCCGGCGCCGCCUCUAAGGCUGGCAUUAAUAAAAUGAUGGCCAGUCUCAUCAAAGGUUCAUUAGUCGACUUUCCCGUCGCUCUAACGGAAGGACUGAAUAAUGUGCCUCUAAUGUAUGGCGAAAAAGUCCGGAAGAGGAAACCGAUCACAGACUGGAAGAGUGGGAGCAAGGAAGCUGGUAAGAAUUUUGUGAAUGGUUUUGCGGAUCCGAUAUAUUGUUUGUUUAAACAGCCGGCCGUGGGUUUAACAAAACAUGGUGGCUUGGGGCUAGUAACUGGGUUAGGAAAAGCGGGGAUGGGCUUAGUAGUGAAGCCAGGGAGUGCUAUGUUUGGUCUCUUUGCCUAUCCUGCCCUUGGUAUCUACCAAUCCAUCGUUGGCGCAUCAACUUCAGCAACACAAGCAGCUAUUUUAAAAGCCCGAGUAGCACAUGACGCCUUUUUUAAUGAUGUGCAUCAGCCAAAUGUGGAGGAGGAGGCAGAGGUCCUAAGAAAGUUCAAUGAGUUGAAGUAG
Molecule: messenger RNA, 2274 nt
Organism: Bipolaris victoriae FI3
Lineage: Eukaryota; Fungi; Ascomycota; Dothideomycetes; Pleosporales; Pleosporaceae
Product: glycosyltransferase family 1 protein
Exons: 10
Coding region: 1-2274 (757 amino acids)
Biological process (GO): carbohydrate metabolic process
Molecular function (GO): hexosyltransferase activity; UDP-glycosyltransferase activity
Source: RefSeq, a predicted model, not a curated record